CUUCAAACAUUCACUCGUUCAGCUUCCUAUUAAAUCCAAAACGAAUCUGUUUGUGACCUCUUAACUUCUAUACACGAGAUGUCGUAUUGACACCGCCGUGUUCUGUCUUCACAGUCUCCGCCCCACAUAUCUGAGCCGGGGUUGACGUACGAAGUCGUCACAAAGACACCCCCUGCAGUUUCUCCUCAAUUGUCAGCACCUUCUUUCUCCACACAACGAUCAGCGUCCUACCCUCUACAGUCAUUGUCUGAGUUUUCUCGUGUGCCGAAGCUUACAUGCCACUGGUCGCGGAUUGAGUGUUCCUCUGCACCCCCUCCUACCCAUGUUCUUGUGGUCCACUUUUCAAGCCGUUUAGAGACACAGCCGCCAUGGCUCUACUGAAUAGACAAUCAUAUCUCCUGCUUGGAGUCUCAAUAUUACCACUUCUCAUCCUGUGGUUAUACAAAAUCAUCGGCACAGAUCUCGCUUUAUUCGAUAAGUGGACGCCAGCAGCAACGCAAGCCUACUGCCUACCACCAGGUCCACUCCUUCCGCCGCCAAAAGUGCUCCCCACCUCAUCAAAGUUCAAGAUUCCAGAUUCGACAUUCGAGAAUCUUCCAGGGAUAUCAGACACGUCCUACGCGAUCAAAGCAUCAAUUGGUGAUGUCACGAUCCUUGAGUACGAAUACUCUGCACCUGGCCGCGAAGUGGGCCAAUCUCUCUCAAAUACAAGGCUUCGUAUUGGCAGCGUCACUAAAACGUUCACUUGUCUAGCAGUCUUGCUUAGUGCAGAUAUCAAACUAUCAGACUCGAUUACCAAGUUCAUUCCUGGGCUGAACAAAGAGGUCUACAAAGAUGUUACAAUCGCUGCCCUGGCAAGCCACACGAGCGGGCUAGGCCGAUACAUCUAUGUUGGAGAUCUCGCUAUAGUGCCGGGUUUCCAGGCUGCUGCUCUCGGCCUUCCGGACUUAAACAGUACAGGCAAGAAAGCCCCGCCCUGCGAUCCGUUUCCGGGUGGCCGUAUCUGCACACGCGAAGAACUACUUGCGGGUCUCAACGAUCCUGCCUACUACCCCCGCUCACCAGGAUCUAGUCCUCUGUACUCAAACAUAGGUUACACCCUUCUUGGCAUGGCUCUUGAAGCUGUCCACCAACAGACCUCUGAAGAGAUCAUCCACGACCUGAUCAUAAAACCCCUCGGGUUGGGCAAAACAUCUUUCUCCGUUCCCAAAAACACUAGCACAGCCCUCCUGCCGCGCUCUCCCGCAGAUCGGAACUGGUUCGUACCCGACUUUGGCAACUACAAUCCAUCUGGCGGUCUCUGGUCGACACCUAACGACCUGCUCCGGUUCCUGCAGUCGAUCCUUUCCCACAAGCUGCUGAGUCAACGCGAGACGCGCCGCUGGUUACAACCUCGCGUGUUCCUCCCCUCGCUGCAACAAGCAGUCGGCGAGUCUUGGGAAAUACUCCGGCCGACGACCUUGGAACUUAAGACAAAACGACCGGUUGAGAUCUUCACGAAAACGGGCGGUGUGACGGGGUAUGCGGCAUAUGCCGCAAUCGUCCCGGAGUACAAUAUUGCACUUUCGAUCACCGCUGCUGGUGGAAAGGCGAACGAUGCCGUAUCGACACUGUUCCCGCUCAUGUUGAAGCCGUUGGUAGCGUAUGCCGAUGAGUUGGCACAAGAGCAGGCGGCGGCAGAAUAUGCAGGAGCAUACACAAGCACCAUCGCCGACACGACAAACAGCAUGACUCUGGCUAUGGAUGAUGGGCCCGGGCUUGCUGUCACAAGCUUCACUAUGAACGGAGUCCCGGUCCUUCAGUCUCUGGCUGCCAUAAAGGGUAUCCCCAACCAGAGUCUCAGCGCUAGGGUAUACCCCUCUGAUCCAGAUUCUAUGGGCACCGGAACCGAGGCCUGGAGGAUUCAGAUUGACAGAACAGACAGGGAAGUACUGUUUGCUGAACUACAGUGCAUCAGCUGGAACUGGGCCGAUGCGUUGCGUUACGUGACAGAGCCAUUAGACAUCGUCGUCUUUCACAAAGAUGUGCAUGGGGCUGUAAGCGUUGAGCUUCCCGGCUGGCGCGCAAAACUGGACAGGUCAUAGAUGACACAUGGAGAGUGCAAGAUGUCUAAAUUAGUAUAAUUCUAUCUAUCAAUGGGAUAACAUGGUCGAUUUCUGGUCCAUGUUGGGUAUAGUUGAAGCCCGAUGCGC
Messenger RNA from Boeremia exigua, 2192 nucleotides. RefSeq names its product beta-lactamase/transpeptidase-like protein. Bases 369 to 2084 code for a protein of 571 amino acids. Lineage: Eukaryota; Fungi; Ascomycota; Dothideomycetes; Pleosporales; Didymellaceae. The record is from RefSeq and is a predicted model, not a curated record. The transcript has a single exon.